AUGGAGGCUAUGGUUGGAGCGGGGGCCAGCGAAACGAAUUUGUUUAAAUUUCAAGUAUCGGUGCUGCUGAGAGGCAUGGAUCUUUUCUCAGUAGUAGAUGGCUCGCAAAAGAAACCUGAAAAGGAUGUUGAUGAUGAGUGGAAGAGGAAAGAUGCUAAGGCACAAACCCUUAUUGUAAUGAGGUUAUGUGAGAGUACUAUGGUUCAUAUCCUAUCAUGUCAGACAGCUGCAGAGAUGUGGAAUAAGCUCCACAGUGUGUAUGAACAGAAGUCGAGUACUAGUUUACAUAUUUUAGCACAGCGCUUCUUCCAGUUCAAAUUUGAGGAGGGCUCGGACAUGGCUUCAUUUCUGGCUAGGCUUCAGGAGCUGAAAGCUCAGUUGAAACAAACUGCUUGGGAAUCAGUCGAGCCGGCUCGGCAAACCUAUGAUGAGUUGGUUGCCAGACUCCUAGUGGAAGAGAAGAGGAUACAAUCAAGAGCCAGUGAUGGUGAGAGUGUAGCAUUAUAUGCAGGCCAAAAGCCAGUGAAAAAAUGUUAA
Molecule: messenger RNA, 537 nt
Organism: Arctia plantaginis
Lineage: Eukaryota; Metazoa; Arthropoda; Insecta; Lepidoptera; Erebidae
Source: the annotation of a GenBank genome assembly